Messenger RNA from Pantherophis guttatus, 2968 nucleotides. RefSeq names its product TOX high mobility group box family member 3 (gene TOX3). Gene Ontology annotation, biological process: regulation of transcription by RNA polymerase II. Gene Ontology annotation, molecular function: chromatin DNA binding. Lineage: Eukaryota; Metazoa; Chordata; Lepidosauria; Squamata; Colubridae. Gene Ontology annotation, cellular component: nucleus. The record is from RefSeq and is a predicted model, not a curated record.
CUGCUGCCCCCCAAGAUAUCAACCCUGCGAAAUGGAUGUAAGGUUUUAUCCCGCUGCCUCGGGGAGCUCCCUUCCCGGAGACCCUUCCAGUCUGGACUUUACCCAGUGUUUGGGUUACUACAGCUACAACAAGUUUGGCAACAAUAACUAUAUGAAUAUGGCAGAAGCAAAUAACGCAUUUUUUGCAGCGAAUGAGCAAACAUUCCAUACUCCAAGCCUUGGCGACGAAGAGUUUGAGAUUCCACCAAUUACGCCGCCCCCCGAACUGGAUCCCACGAAUUUAGGGAUGGCUGAUAUUCUCCUGCCUUUUCAAGGCCUCAGUGAUCAGUUGGGAGCCCAAGGAAGUGAAUUCACACCUCAGUUUCCACCCCAGAGUUUGGAUCUGCCUUCCAUUACAGUCUCUCGAAACUUGGUGGAACAAGAUGGCAUUAUCCAAAGCAAUGGAUUACAUAUGGAUCAUACCCAUACAGGAAUGCCUCAGUACCGUCAGGACCAUUCUUUGAUCAUGAGAUCCGUUGUCCACAUGACGGAAGCUGCUCGUUCAGGAAUCAUGACUCCUAACCAGCUUACUACUAUUAACCAGUCCCAGCUAAGUGCUCAACUGGGAUUAAAUCUAGGGAGUACCAAUUUACCACAUACGUCUCCUUCCCCUCCUGCAAGCAAAUCAGCAACUCCUUCUCCGUCCAGUUCUAUCAAUGAGGAAGAUGCGGAUGAUCCCAACAGAGCUGCCGGAGAAAAGCGAGCUGCCCCAGAUCCUGGCAAGAAGCCCAAAACGCCGAAGAAAAAGAAAAAGAAAGAUCCUAAUGAACCGCAGAAGCCGGUGUCCGCAUAUGCCCUGUUCUUCAGGGACACGCAAGCCGCAAUUAAAGGCCAGAACCCCAACGCUACCUUUGGCGAGGUUUCAAAAAUCGUGGCCUCGAUGUGGGACAGCUUAGGAGAAGAGCAGAAACAGGUAUAUAAAAGGAAAACAGAAGCUGCCAAGAAGGAAUACCUUAAAGCCCUUGCAGCCUACAGAGCUAGUUUGGUGUCAAAGGCUGCUGCUGAAUCAGCGGAAGCGCAGACGAUCCGGUCCGUCCAGCAGACUCUGGCCUCCACGAAUUUGUCUUCUUCCUUGCUUCUGAACAGCCCACUUUCACAACAUGCCACAGUCGUCACCUCCCCGCAGACUCUCCAGCAGCCCCUUCCCAGGGCCAUCGCCCCUAAGCCGUUAACCAUGCGGCUGCCCGGGAACCCCAUCGUCACCCCCGCCUCCGUCGCCCCCAGCGGGCCCACAAACAUUUCCCCCUCACUGAUCAGCUCCAUGACGACCAGCAUGGCCCCCACGCCGUCCUCGGCCCCCUCCCAAGUCAGCCCUUCCUUGCAGAGCCAGCAACACCAGCUGCAGCAUCUCCAGCAGCUGCACCUGCAGCAGCAGCAAAUGCAGCAGCAGCAGCUCCACCAGCAGCAGCUCCACCAGCAGAUCCAGCAGCAGAUGCAGCAGCAGCAUUUCCAGCACCACAUGCAGCAGCAGCUGCAGCAGAUCCAGCUCCAGCAGUUGCAACAGAUGCAGUUGCAACAGAUGCAGCAGCAGCAGCAGCAGCACCCGCCGCAGCCCUCCCCCCAGCAACUUUCCCCGGCUUCCUCGCAGAUCACCUCGCCGAUAGCGGCCAUCGGCAGCCCGCCCCCAGCCAGCCAGCCGCACCCGUCCCAAAUACAAGGCCAGACGCAGACUCAGCUCUUAUCGCAGGGCGGUAUUUUCUGAAGACCCGCCAAGUCGGCCCGUGCUAAAGCUGUGAAUCGGGCAGAAAAUGGCGCAGGGCUGAGGAAGAGUUUAUGCAGGAAUGCAUAACACAUAAAAGGGACUUCUAAGCUGUCUAUUAGAUAGGCAAUAAAAGAACUACAGUGUAGCUGGGUAUAAUCCUUUAGCUGAAUUAUAAAUAUUUGUUUUCCAGGGUUCCUUUCCCCCUUGCCCUUUCCCCUUCCUCUUUCUCCCUUCCCUUCUUUUUUUCCUCCCUUUCCCUUCUUUUCCCCCUUUCAUUUCCCCUUUCCCCUUCUCCCACCCCUUCCCUCCCUUUCUUUACUUUCUUCCAUUCCACCUGCCCCUUUCCCUUCCCUCUUCCUUCUUCCCCUCCCCUCCCUUUCCCUUCCCUUUCUCUUUUGUUUUUUUAGGCAAAUAAACUGUGCUCUUUUUUCCCCACUUUUUUUUUUUAAUGUGGCCCCUUUUUUAAAAAAUUUAUUCCAAGCUUUACUGACAAUAUAUGAACUGAAUAGUCUUAAAUGCCUGGGCAAGAAGACUUGAGAAAAACAAAAUGGCCUUUUUACAAUUUUCCGAUGAAAACUGUUCCUUUCCUGCAAAAUUGUUUUUAGACUGGUUUUAAGUUUUUGGAAUUCAUUUGAACCCCCAAAGCUCUUAAAAGCACAGUUGUAACUACCUGUAAAAUGUCGAUUGGAUUUCAUACAAUCAUGCUUCCAUGACAUGAGUAGGUGACAAAUGUUUUUCUGUCAUGGAUAAUAAUGAUGUAAAAGAAAUAUCACAGACUUUUGCCAAAGCUCUUUUUUUUUCCUUUUUAAUAAUGUCUUCUGAAGUUCAUCAACAUCAAAAGCCAUCUUUUCAUUUUACUCUGCUUGGUUCCCCCCCCCCCCCCCCCAAUUUCUCCAAUAUUUUGGAAUAAAACACACACUUAAUUCAGUUCUGCUCAUAACCCCCAUUAAAAAGAAACUGAAUAUUCUAUUCUGUGUUUGGGUGAACUUUCAGAUUUAAUACACUGUAUUUUUUAAAAAAAGGAAAUGCACUUAAAUAAACUGUUAUUACAAAAAAAAAAAGUAAGAAGAAAAAAAAUGUUGAGUUUUUAAAAUAUGAUGUAAUAUUGGUAGAUUAUUUAAAGGGGGUUGCCACAUCUGAAUAAUCAGUGUAAAUAUUUUCUUUAAAAGGUUGUAAGUUUUCAGAUCAUGUGUUGUAAAGUUUUCAUAAAUGAGGCUUUAAUGUAAA